AUGCUUUGUUCUCAACCUCAUACCAAAUCAACUUUGUCCAAGGCAGUAGAUGGGCAACCAUUGCCAUCUUUCACUGAGUUGCUCACUUCAAUCCCAUUACCUAGUGAGUUUAAGGGUAAAAGUUCUGGAAGUUCUGCUAGCUCUACCGCCUCUAGUUCUCCUUACACUUACUACUCGCCUGUGAUGCAAAGAGCUGCGAGCCCUUUACAGGCAACCGUUGUGACGACACCACCAGAAUACUACCCUAUUUCGCAACAGCUGGUGAUUAUCCACCCCCACCCGGUGCUGGCCAACAACUACCAAUACUUGCAGUACCAAUAUCAACCUUAUGAUGGCCGCUCUGUGAUGACUCGCCCUUUACUUAGUCCUCCUAUCAUGGAAGGCACAACGAUUCCUACACCUCCAUCUAGUUCGAACUCUCACAGAACUAUACGAUCUUCCAGCCCCAAUAGUACUGCCUCUUCACCUGGUGACGCUACUUCCCCUAGUGCUCACAUGGCCCUCAUCUCAGAGCCAAUCGCUGUGUUGACUGCAGACCCAAAGCGUAGACACAUCUGUAAGGUGUGCGCUCGUUCUUUCACUACAUCUGGUCAUUUGGCUAGACAUAACAGAAUUCAUACCGGUGAAAGAAAGCAUGUUUGUCCUUGGCCUACAUGUGAUGCUAGAUUCGCUAGACAAGAUAAUUGUAUGCAACACUACAAGACACACACCAACGGUAAAAACAAGAGGUCAAAGUUGAGCUUCAAGACCAAGUUGAAUCCAAAGUCAUUCACUUGA
Scheffersomyces stipitis CBS 6054 is the source of this 777-nucleotide messenger RNA. RefSeq names its product Nrg1p (gene NRG1). The transcript has a single exon. Lineage: Eukaryota; Fungi; Ascomycota; Pichiomycetes; Serinales; Debaryomycetaceae. Gene Ontology annotation, cellular component: nucleus. Gene Ontology annotation, molecular function: DNA-binding transcription factor activity, RNA polymerase II-specific; RNA polymerase II cis-regulatory region sequence-specific DNA binding. Gene Ontology annotation, biological process: regulation of transcription by RNA polymerase II. The record is from RefSeq and is a predicted model, not a curated record. The coding region runs from base 1 to 777 and encodes 258 amino acids.